AUGACUGCAACGCUCAAUAUAUCUCAAAUUGCGCAUCAAUUCAUUUACCCGACACUAAGCCCACGGCUGGGCGCCGACGGCCGGGUCAAUGAUCGGCCACUUUUCUACCCGUACGACGCGGGCGACUAUCGGACCGAAAUCAACUCGAUGAAACAGUUUCACGACCAGCCCCUGCCCUUCCGCCUGCCAUUCUUCGGCUUCGCCUUCACUUAUAUCUGGAUCCAUAAGGACGGCUACGUGUGCUUCAAUAAGGGACUGAAGAGCUACACAUUCCCGGUGUCGUUCCCGACGGUUCCCGACGACACCAACAUCGAAGAGGACCCGUCGAUGAUUGCCAUUUGGUUCGCACAUCAGGACAUACCUCAAGAGGUGGACGGUUCGGGUGUGUACUAUAGGCUCAUAGAGAUGGGCACCGAACAGGACCAGCAACUCGUCGAUAUGAUUGAGUGGGACUUUGACACAGCGAUGUCCGGGUCGGCCGGCUUUUCGCCCACCUUUGUCAUCGUCAUCACCUGGAAGAAUAUGACCUUCGCCAAUAAACGGCCCGAUCGGCCCCUUAAGACAAACACCUAUCAGAUGAUCAUCGGAACCGAUGAGAUCUCGACGUUUGCAUUCUUCAACUACGAGUGGAUUACAUGGAUAACACAUCUCGAUAAUUAUGACGGCCUGAACGGCCCGCCAGCUUUUAUCGGUUUCAACGGUGGUAACUCUACGCGGGCCUACGAGUACCUGCCCUACUCGCAAAACCCACGCGUAUCGCUGCUACCUGUGCUCGGCUACGGCAACAACCUAUUGGGUCGGUUUAUAUUUCAAAUAGACAACGUGCUGUUCACCGGUGCGUGCGUCAACAAAGACCUAGAUCCAAACCUAUCGGACCGGCUCGGGCUGACCACCUCGAUCAAUUACAUACUGAGUCUGGGCGGUGAGAUGCUGAACGUGACCGGACCCUGUUUCGCACCCGACAGUGUCAUCACCUGUCGGUUUGAUAGCUGGAAAGUGAGGGGCAAGUUCUUCACCGAGAAUAUCGCCGCCUGUAUCACACCUCCCGUCAUGUAUGAGGAAUCGCCGGAAAGUCGCCGCGAGUUUGACGUAUGGGUGGAUCGGGUGGAGCUCUUGGAGAUGAUGCCCGACCUGUUGGACAAAGAAGAGAAUCCGAUGAUAAUCGAGUGGAAUUGGGAUACAUUGCACUGGGAUUCAAGCAAACAAGUGACCUUGUCCAUUUGGGGCUACCAGGAGAUGACCGACUCCCUGUACCCCACUCUCAAAUGGGUGGCCGAUAUUGUACGCGGUGUUCCCAACUCAGGUCAGUACUCCCUGAAUGUCAAGGAUUUACCAGAUCUAAGGCUCGACCGAUACGACUAUCACUUCGGCUUCAUUGGCGUCAACAUUACUGAUGAAGCGUUUACUAUCACUCAGUGGAGUAAACCUAUGCCUCUGGGCUGGUUUUUCCGAAAACACUGGCGCCGCGAAUACGGGUCGAAGUGGAACGAGAGGUUCUGUCGGGAUUGGUUCGAACGGGAGUCCCAGGAGGACAGGUUCGCCAUCACACUAUUCCGGUGCCCGUGCACUGUCACCCAAUCCGAUCUGGACCGUGGUCGUUUCUCGCCAGACCAACAGUGCAACGUUAUUGACAAAAAGUGCGAUGCCCUCCAUCACGGCGCCCAACACUGUGUCCGCACGUCCCGACCCUCGUUGGGCGGUUCGGGUCAACAGUGCUGUUACGACGAUUACGGCGAACUCAUACAGAGCGCCGACACCAUGUACGGGGGCCGACCCUCCAGGGCGUUCGUGUAUGGUAAACAUCCGUUCAAAAUGCGCAUGAUGACGCCGACCCUGUCGUUCUGGCAGUUCGAUAUAAUGCCGUUCUUCUAUUGCUGCAAAUGGGCGCCCAAAGAGGACAACAGCCACACGUGUCAGAUGUUUAACUACUGGCGCACAUCCCAGGACUGCUCCUCAUACCAGCCCCCGGCCAUCGCGUCCGUUUUUGGCGACCCCCACGUCAUAACGUUUGAUCAGACAAACUACACGUUCAACGGUAAGGGCGAGUACGUGUUGGUGCACACCGACAACCCGGUGCACAAACUGGACAUUCACGCCCGCUUCGAGCAAAUACCCAACACUAACGGCACGUAUCUGACAGCAGUGGCCGUGAGGGACAACGUGUCCGCUAUCGUCGAGUUCAGAUUACGACCGCCGGCCGCGCGUUGGUUUCACCAGAUUUUCCUCAUCGCCGACAAGGAGUACCUGUUUUAUUGGGCCGACAAUAUGCGGUCGAUUCACGCCCGAGGGGUGACUGUGUACGAGCCCGCGGGCAUACGCAACAUGUCUCACAUGAUCGCCAUGUUUGACUCGGGCGCCGGCGUCGAAGUGAUGGUCAGCCCUGUCGGCUCACUCACAGUGAACGUGUAUUUGCCCAACUCUUUCAUGAAUAACACACGCGGUCUGUUAGGCAAGUGGUCCAGAGAUCCGGACGACGACUUUGAGCUGCCGGACGGCACGCGCGGCCCCCGACCCCAGGGUCUGACCGCCCGUCAGGUGCACACAGACUUCGCCCAGAAGUACCGGCUCUUCGAGACCCGUCAACAGCACUUACCGCAGAGUCUCUUCUUCCACGACGUGGUCUCGCAUUCAAAGUACGACGACUUCCGGUUUGAGCCCAAGUUUGAGUUUACUCGGGAGGACACCGAUCAGUACGCGGACGUCGACCACGUGUGCAGCGACUCCAAGGCCUGCGCCUACGACUAUAUGGUCACCGGAGACAAGGCUUUCGGCGAACAGACCAAGAAGUCGGAGGCUAUGGCGCAGAACAUGCAUCAGGAGGUCAGCCAAAAGGUGGUGCGGUGCCCAGCGUUGGCCAAACCGAUAAAUGGCCGCAAGACGGAGAACCGUUACUGGCCGGGCACUAUCGUACGGUUCGCCUGCGACGAGGGCUACCGACUGGUCGGCUACGAAGUCCGUCGCUGUCGCGAAGACGGCCUGUGGUCGUGGGGAGUGGACCCGCAGUGUAUUAAAGUGGUCACGUAUUCGCUGAUACUGUCCGGUGUGUUCGUGGGCUGUAUUGUGCCCGCACUGGUCAUGUGCGCCCUCUUUGCCUUUUGCUGGUAUCGGGGGAAAGGCUAUCGGCGCCGCUCCGGUCAGUACGAGCCCCAUAGGCCGGCACCCGCUCUGCCGCCCAAGACAUACAAGUUUGUUGAGGAGGAGAGGCGACCGGUGCUGACUGGGAGUGGUCUGAAAGUGGCCCCAAAAGCGGCGUUGGAUCAGUCGCUCAAGUCGUUGGUGUCGACCGAUAAGAGCUAUGAUGUGGACAAUGACUUCAGCGAUGGCGACAACGAAGACGACGACACCACCAUUGGUGAGGACGAAGAGGCGGGUGUGAGGGCCGGCACAGGUGUGGACGGGUUCGGUGUGAUUAAGCAACUGCACGCUCGGCCCUAUUCGGCCAGUUUUGGUCAGACAAAGGCCGAGAUUAACGGCGAUAAUCACUUGACUUCUUACAGAUCCGAUACUUUGGUUUAA
This is a messenger RNA of Medioppia subpectinata, 3516 nucleotides long. The record is from the annotation of a GenBank genome assembly. NCBI's taxonomy places the organism in Eukaryota, Metazoa, Arthropoda, Arachnida, Sarcoptiformes, Oppiidae.